CCACGCUUCGGCGCGCUCCCCGAAGGGAAUAAGUGGGAGUGGGAAAGGAGAGGGCGACACAGUACGGAUGAAGAUCCAGUCGGAUUAAGUAGCUCGUCACCAAGGAACGGGAGCGCAUCGUCACCGAGGUCCACUGCACCUGCUGCAACUUGCUGCCGCGCGGCACAAACGUCCUCAUGUCCAGCGGUUUUACGAUGGAUCACACUUUCCUGUCUCGGCCAAUCUGGACCGGUGACAGCAAAUUCAUCCAGCAUCCAGCGGACCUCUACACCAGCGUGCUCGUUACGCGCAGCAUCCCUGCGGGCACAUGCUUCGGUCCAUGUGUGCUCCAAAACACCUUCUAUGAGACCAUCGCCUUCAUAGCGCAGAAAUCCAGCGAUAAGACAGCGAAGUCAUAUGUGUUCAGGGUGGAUCCUGAGGUCAUGCGUAAUUCUGCGCUAGUGCUGUCCUGGCUGCGGCUCGUGCAGGCUGCGCGUAAUGGAGAGGAACAGAACACGGAGGCCUUUCUGAAAGCGGGUCAGCUGUAUGUGCGGACCAUCCGGGACAUCCGGCAGGACGAAGAGCUUCUGGUGUGGUACGACCAGGAGCUAUCUCACCUACUGGGCUUCACGGACAUAACCAGAGGGCCAAGUGAAGAGUUCAAAUGUGGAAGAUGUAACCAGGCUUUUGAGAAUGAGUAUCCUUUCCUGGCUCACUGCCGAUUCCUGUGUACUCAAGUAAAGACUGACACUUGGAGCCGCGAGCUUGACGUGCACAAGCACUUGGAAACGAAGAGGCCACACCGAGUGACAGAUUUCCACAACAUCGCCAGAGAUUUGGAACACAGGAAAUCUGGCAUCAACGAGGAUGCAGAGAUUUUCCCCAAGAGAAGGAAAUACGAGGAAACUCUCUGUCUCAAAGUGCGGAAAACGGUUCUUUUGGAAAAAACAAACAUAUCAAACGACGACAAUAUUACACCACUGAUUAAGGGCUACGACCAGUCAGCGGGAGAGGCAUCGUCCUCCGCGGGGAAAAUGAAAGCAGAUAAGAUCAAACCGGAUCAUUUGGGAUGUAAGAACGACGGCAUUACGCAGGUAAGCGUGAUGGAACCAGGCGAGAGCGCUAGUUUGCACUCAAGCGGAAGCAGUGCAUUUUCUCUGGUCCUGUCCAACAAUCGGGGUGAGCAGAAAAGCGCCUUCUGUAAACCAAGUAAAAGAACUUCCGCUAGUGACCACCAGGCGCAUCUCAGCAGCGCUUCAACAGGCCCCUCUAUCCGCCUGCAGGAGAUGACUGAUUCGUUCCCCUCCAGGACUGUUAUGGGGUACAGCAAUCUAAUGGCGUCCAACAUCCUAAGCAGUGACUUACAUACUGUACCCUCACCGGUUGCGUUAAACAACGCUUUCCAUUACGCGCCGGAACACUGGUCAAGGAGCGUUGGCGUCCAGCUGCAGAACACCCCCUCUCUCACCAUCCUGCCCCCGACGUUCACCUCAUUCGGCGUGUCGGUGCAGAACUGGUGCGCCAAAUGCAACCUGUCUUUCCGCAUGACAUCCGACCUCGUGUUCCACAUGCGCUCUCAUCACAAGAAGGAGUUUGCGGCAGAGUCCCACGUGAGGAAGAGGAGGGAGGAGAAACUCACCUGUCCGAUCUGCCACGAAUACUUCCGGGAGCGACACCACCUGUCCAGACACAUGACAUCGCAUAAUUGAGAUAAAAAUGGACAAAAAAAAACACCCUAUUUAUUUCCCAAACGAUGCUCGUAUUUAACCGGUGUAGACUCCAGUUGUAUCUGGUGAAUGUAAGUAACUGUAGAGAAAACAAGAAAACGGACACACACGGCCGUCACCGCUAGAUGGCGAUAGAGUUGCGUUUAAGUUGGUCUCACUGCGGGUUUGUGUCUUUCCUUUCGCCCUGUUUAUUAGGUUGGUGAUUAUUUUGUGCCUUAUGGACCUCAGGAGGGAGGAAACACGGGGAGAUCUCGAAAAUAGCUCAUGAUUGUUAUAAAUAUCCCGAGGCAAUAUUACCAGAGGUGUGGAUUGAGUGUGUUUGCAGAUGUGUUUCGAAAUCUAAAAUGACAGUGAAACGGAUGUGUGGAUGUGUGGAGUUUUUCUUUCUUUUCCUGUGGAAAUAUGUCUCCUUUGUGACGACACUGUCCUGAAUGAUACCACUGUAGUAGCCCCUGCAAGUAACCAUUACAUCUUCCUGCACUGCUUCCUGACUGUAAGGCCAAACUAUUGUUUAAAAGGUGCAUCUGCAUGUCAUUUCAGAUGUUUCACCAUUCAUUCAUUUCAGGAUGCUAUUUGAAAGAGCUAUGAGCUGAAAGCAAUAGGUUCCAGGCUACCAACCAAAAUGGAAAUUAUGUUUAAAAAGUUUCCAUGGUUAUCAUUCAUCCACAGACCUGGAUGGGGUCCAAGUGACCCUUUGAUUUUGUGAAUUUGAAGUCACCCCAUCCAUAGUGAGCGACGAACGUCCCAUUCAGGUCAGGCUGCCGACAGAUGGACAUAAAUAGCCGCUUCUGUUGCAGGUAAAUGAGGCGGCAAGAAUGCAUGAAGUUCAUGGGAAAGUGAAGCCUCGACCCUUUUCAGUCCCCCUGUAACAUAAGCAGGGAAGAGUUCAUCCUCCAGUCUCUUCAUUCUACAAACUGAAGAUAUGUUUUACUGGGACUGAAACCUACACGAGAUAUGAAAAACACACACUCUAAAAAUCAUCGAACAAAACUAAAACGUGUUCAUCAUCUCAUUGUGUUUUAAAACCACAUUUACCUUCAGCGCAAAUAAUAUUUGUGUCAAGACUAAAAUAGACUUCUUGUCUGAAUAAAUGUUUUGAAAGGUC
Molecule: messenger RNA, 2811 nt
Organism: Gasterosteus aculeatus aculeatus (three-spined stickleback)
Lineage: Eukaryota; Metazoa; Chordata; Actinopteri; Perciformes; Gasterosteidae
Gene: znf488
Product: zinc finger protein 488
Biological process (GO): oligodendrocyte development; regulation of DNA-templated transcription
Cellular component (GO): nucleus
Molecular function (GO): protein binding
Source: RefSeq, a predicted model, not a curated record